This is a messenger RNA of Ustilaginoidea virens, 186 nucleotides long. RefSeq lists its product as uncharacterized. Bases 1 to 186 code for a protein of 61 amino acids. NCBI's taxonomy places the organism in Eukaryota, Fungi, Ascomycota, Sordariomycetes, Hypocreales, Clavicipitaceae. The transcript has a single exon. The record is from RefSeq and is a predicted model, not a curated record.
AUGGCCUCGAGCAGGCAUCGUUGCGGCCAAACUCUGUUUGGUCCAAGGCUUGUUCCCAUGUCAAGUUCAAGAAGGACGCUCCACAAGGGGGCUAUUGAUGCGAGCCGGGAUAGAGGCGACUCGGAGCAGCAAAGCAGGCCGGCUUGGACUUCUGAUCCGGCAUUCAACCGCCUUUUCAAAACUUGA